CCUUCAGUGAUAAUCAUUCACAAUGAAGUGUGUUCUUGAUGGGGGCGUCAGUCUCAAUGUUGUGAGGGAUGACUUAUCCUGUGUGGAUGUUAUUGAGCAGACACUAAGUGCCGAAGGAAGAGAGGUAUGUUAUGGCUUCCCUCCCUCUCAAAUCUGUCAAUACUGUCUUACAUGUAGAACCCUGCUAUUUUAAUUUUACAGGUGUUCUCUAUGCAGAGCUUUUUUGUGAUCCACAAAAUAACAUUUUGUCAAAGAGAAACAACUGCACCAAUUAAAUCUAGGAAAAUCAACUUCAUCUUUGACAUUAGUAAGUAGUUCUUACUAGACUGAGUUUUGAUGGUACCCAGGUUAUUUGGUUGGUCCGUUUUCUAAAAGAAGUGCUAAUUGUUUUUAGAGGCCAAUAAAUGUUUCAAUUAGUCAGUGUUGUGAUUAAUUAAGUCUGGUUUGAUCCACACAAGGUUCAUGAAAUUCUGGGAGUGUGAAAAAAAACAAUUGUAAAAAUAUUCCUUUUAUGCAUUCAUCAAAAUAAGUCUGGCAAACUGUCAUAACAAGCAUGAAAUUUUAAUAACAUACUUCCCCUUUCGUUAGUUCUUUUUGGUGCCAGAAAGAGCCAUUGUAUUGAUUGUCAGACCAGUUGGUUAACUUGUGUGGGCUUCAACUGACUUACCUGCAAUCAUAUGGUGGAAAGUGUUUCUACAAGCCAGUUUUACAGGCAUAGAAAUGACUAAUAAUGUUAGAAAAAGUUCUGAAUUAUUCCUGAACAAAAUGUGAACAUGAAAUUUCAUUAUAAUUUUCCCUAGUUUCCUUGAAAUUUAUAAAGUAAUAAAGUAAUGCCAUGAUUUGGGUUCCAUUAAACGGUUGCAAAAGCGUUUUUCCGACCUGUAAUGCAGUUGCAGUUCUGCUUUCCAUUGAUAGCUUAAUUAUUGUUGUUGAAAUAUUACCACAGGAUACUGAUGAUGCCUUCUACAUUGUGGAUUUGGCCAAUGUUCUUCUCAAGCACCAAAAGUGGGUUUCUCUGCUGCCAAGAGUGGAGCCGUUUUAUGGUUGGUAUUUAGGAAAGAUACGUGUGGCAUUUGCUGUGGAGUGAUAAUGGCAGAGAGGUUGGGCACCAAAUUUAUUGCGAACGGCAGAUAUGCUUAUGUGAUGGCAAGUGUAUCUCAGAACUUGAAAGCCUUCAUCUUUUCCAUUGCUAAUAGCCUGUUAGAAACGACAAGUGUAAUUAACGGCAGGAUAGCAGGAAAUAUAGUCCCCUAGUUGUCUCUGCCCAUUUUCUCUUGCAGUAAAUGUGAUGCUGGUUCUCUCUAUUAUUGCUUGUAUUUGUUUAAAGAGAAUUUUUAAGAAUUGAUGUCAUGGGGUCAAAAUUUGACAAGAUUUAGAUGGCUGUCUUAGAUCAAGCUUUCUUAUCAGCAUUGUAAAAACCAGGAUCACCCUUUUGGGCCAGUGUUAAGAACCACAUACACAGGAAUAGGUAGUUUGUUAGAGGGAACGGGAGUUAUGAAACUGAGGAGUGGUUAAGUACAAGAAGCCGGCCACAGAUUUGUUGAAACAUACAUGCAGUCUCAUUUUUUACAGAAAAAUCAAGCUUUCUGUAUUUUUGUAAUGGAAGGCUUUUUAACAGGGUGCAAAGAAAGUUUUACAGCCUCCCAUUCGGCAAGUUAUUUCAACUAGCGCGAAAAAAUUUUCUGAUGACCAGGAUUGAUAACAGUUCUUCUGUAAUUUGAAUUCCCGAAAUAAACUUCACUUGCCCAUUGGGCAAGUUAAGAACAAAAUUCAUAAGCCUGAUAGCAAAAUCCACUAGCUCCAGGCCAUAGGACAACUUUCUCUGUUGGCUGACUUUGCAUUGUAUGUUUAUCAAUCAAUUGGUCAAUUCUGGUUUUAUCAGUCUUCACAUCACCUCAUGUGAUCUUUUCUUACACUGACAGUGAAACGUUGUUAUAAUGAACCCAUACAAAUGGAAUAAUAUAUGGACUGUGCAGUGCUACUGCAUUGUAAGCGUAUGUUUUUGAGACAACUUUUUUCUUUCAGCAAUGAAGUGUAACAAUGACCCAGUUCUCCUGAAGAUGUUAACAGGAUUAGGAAUAGGAUUUGACUGUGCAAGCAAGGUAAAGAGAUCUUUUUGGUUUAAUGAACUUGACAUUCAGUUCUCUGAACUGUUGAUGUGUAAGAUCUAACAUCAAAUUUCCCUUGCAGAUUGAAAUGCAGACAAUGUUAUCUAUGGGUGUGCCACCUUCAAAAAUUGUUUAUGCCAAUCCCUGCAAACAGGCGUCACAUCUAAGGUUAGUUCAAAAUCUUAGAAAGUGGCUUCUUCCUUUGCUGACUACCAAUGGAUGCCACAAACAAGGAGAUAAAUACAAACAAACAAGAUUGCCUUUAAACUACCUUGUUGUGUGAAAACUAACAGUUCUUUCAUUUUAUAUCUACAGAUUCUCCGCAGAACAUGGUAUUUCUCUGAUGACUUUUGACAAUGAGAUGGAACUACAUAAAAUAAAGAAGUUGUAUCCCACUGCCAGGUGGAUAAAGCUGUCAGUUUGAUUAAAAACCAACUAUAUAUAUUCAUGAUUUAUUUCACCAGGCACAGCUAUUACAAUCAAUCAACCUUUAUUCCUCCUAAGAUUAAAAAAUACAUAUCUUAAGUUAUAUUUACAGAUUGGAAGUCUUAAAUUUAAUAUAAGCGUAUUUACAAAUUACAUGUAAGUGCAAUUCAAAUUUUGAGAAAUAACGAUAAGAAACAAGUCUUUUUUCUCACAGGUUGCUUCUGCGAAUUCGUACCGAUGAUUCCAAGUCACUAUGCCAACUGGGAAUAAAAUUUGGGGCUCCCCUGAAGCAAUGUCGUCAUCUUCUCAAAGUUGCCUUUGACUUGAAGUUAAAUGUGAUUGGAGUGAGGUAAAGCUUUGGUUAAUGUCAAGUUGAAAAAUAGUUUGGUAUAUUCCUGACUUACACGUUACCCUACAAAUUAGAGGGUAAUAUUGUUGUUACUGUAGUCUUUGCUGUUUACUGUUUUUCUAUUUCUUGAAACCCUGUUUGAAAGACUGGGAUGGAAAUGUGAAAAUAUAAGUUGAAAUUAUUUUGCAUUAAUCAGGGUACUAGAAUGGCAUUGAUGAAAGCAACUUGCCCUCUCUUAGCUGGUUUAACCAGUGUUGAUGAGUGUAGUUUGUGUACUCCCUGAGCCUAACCUUAUUUACAAAACAAUCAAGGAAUACUUAUUAAUAAGUAUUUUUAGGUAAGGUAAAACUAAAUGGUUUUCUCCUCUUAUCAGUUUUCAUGUUGGCAGUGGUUGUUACGAUGCAAAUGCCUAUGGAACAGCUGUCUUAGCUGCCCGAAGUGUAUUUGACCUUGCAGUAAGUGGAGUGUCUUUAUGGGUCUCUUGUAUUGCAAAAUUAAUCAGAAUUGUACACAGUGUCAAGUGUUUCUUUCAAGAUUUUUCUUCAUACUCUCAUAGUUAACCAGAAGAAGACUUUUUUUUUACAGUCUGCUGUUAAUUUAAAUUGUUGCAUAGGAAUAAUAAAUCCUAGGCUCACAAAAAGCCUACAUCUCUAAAAGCCUAAAGCUGCAGAAUGUUGUUUGUACCUGCUUUGACUCAGGAUUCAACUGUGUCCCAAAUUCCUUUUUGUGUACUAUGCUAAUUUAUUCUCUUCUUUGUUGACAUGGCUUACUACCCUUGUGUUUUAGACUCAAAUUGGCUUUGACUUCACCAUACUGGAUAUUGGUGGAGGAUUUCCUGGAGCCCCUGAUGCUGCCAUAACUUUUGAAGAGGUUAGCUUAAUGAGCCUUGCUUUAAAAAGUAGCUUUUGUCAUAAGAGAUACAUUAAAAUUCAAAGCAAAAAUAUUUGAAAUUGCAUGCUAAAAAGUUCUGAUUAUGUACAUUGUACUAUCGGGUCUGCUUCAUAGGCUUAAAAAGUUGAAACUGAUUUAAAAUUUUCAGUGUAAUUUUUAUAACAAAAAGCUGGUUGCUUGUUUUCAGGUCUGUUCCUUAUUAAACCCCUUGCUGGAGGAGCACUUUCCAGUCAGCUCAGGUGUGCAGAUCAUAGCCGAACCAGGCCGUUUUUAUUCUGCUUCAGCUUCUACUCUUGUUGUAAAUGUCGUUGCGCGGCGCACUGUAAAAGGAAGCCAACUGAAAGAGUGUGACAAAACUGCUAAUGGUGCUGCAUUUAAGGACACAGAUGAGUUGGUGAGUUGGUGUUGUGAUAGUUUUAUUCCAACCUGUAUUUUUAUUGUUUCAUUUUGUAAAUGUUAAGAGCAUUAAAGGGGCUGUGUCAUGGCAGUCCAGUUCAUUUUGUUUUAUUUUGCCAAUAACUCGCCCUAAAUCGCAAUGGCACUUAACGUAAGCAAAGAAAUUACAGGUAAAUGACAAAAUCAGAGAUCCAAGACAAACAAAUGUAUCUCCUGAGCAUUAUUUUUGAAGUUGCAAGCAGCAGGGAUCAACUUUGAAAAACUGUUAGGCUGAAAAGUUUUCCAAAACCCUAAUUUUAGUCUGUUUCAGUCUUCUUCAGUUUUGCCCAUCUGUGGCAUCUGUUGUUUCUGUUAUGUUUUUUUUAACCUUCCUUUAAAGAUUUAAGCGGUUAUUUUUAUCUUUCUCUUAAUUUAACGGGCAUUUUGUAAUUUCCUAAUUUGGCUGCAUUUGGUGACACAGCUCCUUUAAAAGGUGGUUUCCUUUAUGCCUUGUGAAAAGUUUCUACCAUACAUGUACUUUUUCUGAGGCCUUCACAGGGCUUGAAAGAAGUCUUGUCCGGUAGUCUGGGACACGUAGAUUUUCUUGCUGGGCAAGUAACUUUUAAAGCUUACUUGCCCAGUAGGCCAAGGUCCAGGCAAGCCAUCCUCUAAAAACAUUAUUCACCAAGACAACCAAGAAGUGGCCUUGGGCAAACAAAAUGUAAGAGCUGCUUGCCUAAAGGACACGCUUGAAUUAAAGUUCCUUCUUUCUAGUGAUGCUUCAGUUGCUCAAAGGGGAAGUAUUGGAUUAACGUUUUCAAAACUCUGAUUAUCUCGUCUUGAUGACUCAGGAAGACAGCUUUUGUCAAGAUUUCUUUAAGUUUAGGUGUUUUCAAGUCGCUAAGAGCUCUAUUUGUGUUCAUUUGUCUUUUUCUUACUUGUAAGUAGCUUCUGUUAAACUUUUUUAAGAGAUCUUUUCUUGCUUAACCCAAAAACUCUCGUUAUCCCUUUCAAAACUGUGUGCCAUUUUGGACAAAACAGUGAAAACAAGCUUCCCAUGAUGUCAUCUGUGCGACCCUACUGUAAUAGAAUAUAAGCAAGGACCAAUUUAAGUGGGUGUAGCAUAUAGAUCAUAGAAGUGGCAUCCAAAUCUUUAAAAAUUCAAAUGGAACAACAAGCUAAUGGGAAGUGGUUUUAUGGCACAUUGGACUCAUUGAUAAAGCAUAAACUGCAACCUUCCUGAUGGCCUAAGAAAUAGAAAGUUUCUAUUUGCACUCUUGGGGUCUUAACACAUACAAAGGCAUAUCUAAGUGACUUUUAAUAAUGAAAGCUCUACAAAAAAAAGAGAUCAGGGUGACUGUUUUUUUUUAAGCAUCUUCCAGUAGUUUUAUCAUUAGUACUAAUAUCAUUAUGUAUUGCUCUGUUUUAGGGUUUCAUGUACUAUGUAAAUGAUGGAGUUUAUGGUUCAUUUAACUGCCUCAUGUUUGACCAUGCAACAGUGCAUCCAGAAGUGCUUGGUGUAAAAGACGAAGAGACUAAAAAAUUCCCAUCUAGUAUUUGGGGUCCUACAUGUGACUCUUUGGAUUGUAUCUCCAAGGGUGUAAUGUUACCUAAGGUAAGUACUCUAGAAGUAGUUGUUUCUGAUUAAUGUUUCUUUAUAUUUCUGCAGAUUUUUUUAUAAAAAUUAAUCAAUUAAUUAAGUCAAAUAAAUGCAGUUUUUCUCUCCCUUAACUAAUGGGUAGAAUAGGAUGUCGCUAAUAUUAUAAUAUUUUAUUGUGAGAGAAGGUUUGAUACAGAUAUUAUUAAUAUGUGGCUUAAAGUUUCUAAAAUGUACACUGUGGUUCUGUUCCUCUAACCAGGUCAAUGUGGGAGAUUGGUUGUUCUUUAGAAACAUGGGAGCAUACACCUGCUCGGCAGCUUCUACUUUCAAUGGCUUCAAUAAACCUCCUAAGUACUACACCAUUUCCAGUAGCUGCUGGUAUGUAGAAGAGUGAUUGAAUUGGGGUUUUCAUUAAGGGUGCUUUCCAAAGGUCAGAGCUGGCCCACCAGUCAUUUUGAAGAAAAACUAGUUAUUUCUUGAAUUUUCCCUAACGCCCUGCACUGCUGACCAUACUAUUUAUAAAAUAAUGGACUAAUCUGGUUGGAUAGUCGUGCUGAAUAGUGGAAUUACUUUUACAAUUGGACUGGUUUGGCCAGCCAGUUCUAACCAAUGGAAAGUGCCUUCAGGUUGGUUGAAAAGUAGACAGCUAGGAUGUAAAAGUAGGUGGCUGGGCAAUCAAUUGCUAAAGACAAUUUUUAGGCUUUCACCCCCCUCCACGUAACUUUUUUUUUUGGCCCAAAAGUAGGUGGUUCAAAAUUCAAAGUUGUUGCUUUUUUAGUCAGUUGCCAGCAGUUAAUGUCCCUGUUGUAUUAUACUUCUAAUCUUAAUCAGAGCAUUGAAUCAAGACUUCUAAGCGCUAAAAUUUGUAAUCCAAAGUUUUGUUUUGUUCUGUUACAGUACAGGCCACAUGUUGAAACACGCCUGUGAAAAAAAUACACACAAAAAUACACGAAAAAAAAUUUUGGAAACUGAGUGUAACGCUUAAUGUAGAUAAUGUAGAUGUAAAAAAAUUAUAUAGUGGAAAAACGGGGAGAACCAUUAAAAUCUCCAUAUAUUUCAACCACUGUUUUUGAUGGAGCAUAGAAUUCAAAAAGUAAUUUAAAAAGUGUGCUUAGCACUGACUUAAGGCUGUUUUUCGAAUUUUUUUUUUUUGGCUUAUUAUUUCAUAAAAAAAAACUAAAAAUGGCUUUUUGCUGAUUUUUUCACUUGACUUUACAUUAAAUAGCCAGAUUUGGUUGUUUUAUGCUGAAAAGUGGAUUUUCCUCAAAGAGCUUGGUGCUUUGCUUAAAAUAAUUUUGUUAAUCUACAUGUCUACUGCACAUUUGAUAAAUGUCCCUGUCAUGCUGCCUUACACUUCAUGUGCAUGCACUGCUUAAGAAUAAAUUUAAUAAGCAAAGAUGCAGGUAGCUUAUUCAUUCAAAUUUCCUCAAGUUUGCUUUCAUUUAUCUCUCCUUACAGGUUGAUACAAUUCUGCUUGUGCACUCUUUAGGAAAUGAAAUGGCUUUUCAGCUUUUUAUUUGCAAUGCUUUUAAAAUUAAAGACCUUGGAAAAUACCCAUACAGACAACUAGCAAUCAUCAAUUUUAAUUUUGUUGUGGUUUUGCCUCUCUAGGCCAAUGCUAAGCAAAGUUUUAAAGAGGUUUGGAUUGGAUUUGCACUUUCCCUGUCAUUCGUCAUUGGAUCAAAAAGCCCUCAUCUUCAAUGAAUGGCCUGAGUGUAUGGAAGUUCUUUUCUCUGCACCCUGCUCUACAUGA
Molecule: messenger RNA, 7502 nt
Organism: Porites evermanni
Lineage: Eukaryota; Metazoa; Cnidaria; Anthozoa; Scleractinia; Poritidae
Source: the annotation of a GenBank genome assembly